AACAUUCGUUUGAACUGAUAAGAAAUAGCAUUGUUAAACUAGCUAAAAACUGUUUCAAUAGUUUAAAACAACUUUACAUAUUGCAAAAUUAUAGUUUGGAUUACCAUGAAGCCAAUUCCAAUAUUUCUAUACAUUAUUAGUUUUGCUUGUUUAAGUAAGUCAGCUACUAUUGGUGAAGACAACUUAGUGCAAGUUCCAAGCGUCGUCAUGCCAGUUAGGAAUUAUGAAGAUCCUAAGCCAAAAGAAAUAGUUGCUGUCGUUGUGGAGCCAUGUCCAUGUGCAAAAGGAUCAACUUUAGAUGAAAAAGUUCAACCGAUCGUACCACAGGUAGACGAAAUUGAGCCAAUACCAAACAAAGGAGGUGUUUUUUCACUUCUUAAUGUGAAAGGAAAUUGUCCGGAAGGCUUUUUGGCCGAUAAACUAGGAAAUUGCAGGGAACUAUAUUGGUAGUUUGCUUAAUGCCAAGAAAGUAGAUCUUGUUGUUUUGACAGUUAUUUUCAAUAAAUUACUAAACAUUU
Molecule: messenger RNA, 518 nt
Organism: Diabrotica virgifera virgifera (western corn rootworm)
Lineage: Eukaryota; Metazoa; Arthropoda; Insecta; Coleoptera; Chrysomelidae
Exons: 2
Coding region: 106-450 (114 amino acids)
Source: RefSeq, a predicted model, not a curated record